GAACUAUUGUUUUUAUAUGCAGUCUAUGUAGGGCUUUCUUCACCAAAACGAGAGUCCAUCCGGACAAAAGAGACUCCGAGAAUGUCAGUGAAUUUGUCUGAUUACUUCAAGAACUAUUUCGGCGACAACCUUCGUGAUAAGUUGCACCAGGCGACUUCCCAGGGCGAUGACAGCGUUGCGCCUUCCUCCCGUCUGCUCCAGAAGCGGCGGGAGGCCAAGCAGGUCCACAGUGCCAUGAGGAAUCAGAAAGAGGACUUUGACACAACGUUAAGGGCUUUGCGUGUACGAAAGGAUGAACUGCAUGGCAAGGAGGAACAGAUGCGAGAAUAUCUGCAGAGGUUUGACAACUUCUUAAAGGACAAUGAGAUGAAGCGUUGUCGUGCGGUGCGUAAAGCGGGCCUGGAGAGGGAGCUGACCAAUCAGAAGAUGGAGGACCUGUGUCUCCUCCAGAAGGAGAUGAAGGCCCUCAACCAGCAGCGAGAGCACCUGGAGGUGCAGGUGAAGAAGAACGCCAUCUACCCAAACUACCUGCACCGGGUCACACAGAUCAGUGAACAGUUCCAGGAGGCACGCCAGGUAAUGUCUCGAUACGACACCCUGAUCCAGACCCGCGAGGACCUGGUCCAAACCACGCAGCAGAACCAGGACUUGACGGAGAACGCGCGGGCUCAGCUGAACCGCUACAUCGAGCAGAGCAACGACACGCUGCUCAACUACAACAACACGCUCGCACAGCUGCAGAGCAAGCUGGACCACGCGCGCGAGGAGGGCAUGAUCUGGGAGUCCAGGUGGGCCCACAUUCAAAACACGGCUGCCAAGAAGACGCUGCUGCUCGGGACCAUCAAGAUGGCCACCCUGAACCUGUACCAGAGCGUCUGCAAGCACUCCAAAGAGACCAGGGAGAACCUAGUCACCCCCGAGGACACGCCAAAACAGCUGGAGAAGAUUCAGAUGUUCCUGACAGACCUGAUCUCGAUCUGGGAAGAGGUGUCGAAGCAGGUGUAGCCCAGGACAGGAUCCGUGACGUUUCUUAAUAUAAUGCAAAUUAACUUUUUCUACUAUUAAAAUCUUAUUUUCACUUUGA
Messenger RNA from Engraulis encrasicolus (European anchovy), 1084 nucleotides. RefSeq names its product coiled-coil domain-containing protein 42-like. The transcript has 7 exons. Lineage: Eukaryota; Metazoa; Chordata; Actinopteri; Clupeiformes; Engraulidae. The record is from RefSeq and is a predicted model, not a curated record. Bases 82 to 1005 code for a protein of 307 amino acids.